Messenger RNA from Grammomys surdaster, 521 nucleotides. RefSeq names its product cathepsin Q-like. Gene Ontology annotation, biological process: immune response. The record is from RefSeq and is a predicted model, not a curated record. The annotation marks the transcript as partial. Gene Ontology annotation, molecular function: cysteine-type endopeptidase activity. NCBI's taxonomy places the organism in Eukaryota, Metazoa, Chordata, Mammalia, Rodentia, Muridae. The transcript has 4 exons. Gene Ontology annotation, cellular component: lysosome.
AUGAAAGGAAAAUGUGGUUCUUGUUGGGCUUUUCCUGUGACUGGUGCCAUAGAAGGGCAAAUGUUCAAGAAAACUGGCAAACUGAUCCCACUGAGUGUACAGAACCUACUGGACUGUUCUCAACCUCAAGGCAAUAGAGGCUGUAAUGGGGGUACUACAUACAGAGCUUUCCAGUAUGUAUUGCACAACGGAGGUCUGGAGGCUGAAGCAACCUAUCCAUAUGAACGAAAAGAAGGACUAUGCAGGUACAAUCCUAAGAAUUCAUCUGCUAAAAUCACAGGAUUUGUGGCCCUCCCAGAAAGUGAAGAUGUCCUAAUGGAUGCUGUAGCAACUAAAGGCCCCAUUGCUACUGGAGUUCAUGUUGUCUCCAGUAGUUUUAGGUUCUAUCAGGGAGGUAUUUACCAUGAGCCAAACUGCAUCAAUUCUGUGGCCAGUUCUGUGAAUCAUGCAGUUCUGGUGGUUGGCUAUGGAUUUGAGGGAAAUGAAACAGAUGGCAAUAACUACUGGCUGAUCAAGAACAG